Molecule: messenger RNA, 1214 nt
Organism: Nannospalax galili (Upper Galilee mountains blind mole rat)
Lineage: Eukaryota; Metazoa; Chordata; Mammalia; Rodentia; Spalacidae
Gene: Stra8
Product: stimulated by retinoic acid 8
Exons: 8
Coding region: 1-1113 (370 amino acids)
Biological process (GO): meiotic cell cycle; cellular response to retinoic acid
Molecular function (GO): protein dimerization activity
Source: RefSeq, a predicted model, not a curated record
AUGGCAACCCCAGGAGAAGGCAGCAAACCCAGUGAUGAUGCAGCAACAGCCCAGUCAGAGGCACCACCUAUGCAGCAUCUUACGCCUCGGGUGGCCCGCAGACGCCUGUCCCAGGCCCGUCAUCGAGCCACUCUGGCGGGGCUCUUCAACAGCCUAAGGAAGAUGGUUUACUCCCAGUCUGAUCUCACAGCCUCAAAGUGGCAGGUCCUGAAUAAGGCGAAGAGUCACAUUCAAGAACUGGAACAAAUCCUGGAUGAUUUGCUGAGACUCAAAGAAUCCUUCAACCUACAAGAUGGGAAUGCCAGCACUUUAGAGGAGGUCAAAGAAGAAUAUUCCAGAGUGUAUUCUGGGAAUGAAAGCCUAAUCUUAAAUAGUUUUUCUCAAGACAACUCCUUCCCAUGGCACCCAACUGAGGAAGUCAGGAAGGGUGAUGAGAAAGAAGAGAAUGAAGAGGGAGAGGAGGAAGCAGACCAAGAAGAGGAAGAGGAGGAGGAGGAAGAAGAGGAAGAGGAGAAAAAAGUAGAUCUCCCACACUCCUCAGCCACUUUGUCACCAGACCUGCUGGAAUUUGAACGGUACCUCAACUUUUACAAGCAGGCGAUGGACCGUCUGACCACAAAUGGCAUCAUCUCCCCGCAGGAAGAGACACUCCCUAUCGUCUCAGCCGCCAUCUCCCACCUGUGGCAGACCCUCUCUGAAGAGAAGAAGACCAGUCUCCUGCAGGCCUGGGAGCAGCAGUACUGCAAUCUCCCUGACCUCACCAAGGCCUGUCUGGAGAUGGCCUGCCUGGAGGACAGUAUGAAGGACAGUGGGGUGGAAAGCCAAGGGGCCAGUGGCUCACUGGGCUCCACCCCAGAAGAGAUCCUGUUUGAAGAUGCCUUCGAUGUGGCAAGUUUCCUGGACAAAAGUGAGGAGCUGAGUAUGGCUAGCCUCAGUUCCAUUUUUGCCUCAGAAAAUUCAGAGGAAAAGUUUCAGCUCUACAUGCAGAUCACUGAGUUUUUACAAGGCAUUUGCUGCAUUAACCCUGAGAUAAAACAGGAACCAGCCCUGCCCAUGGAUGAUGAGAUGCUGCUGCUGAAGUGUCUGGAGACCUUUGAUGAUGAAGAUUUGUAACACAGAAGGGCUGUCAGAGAAAGGCUUGAAUGAGAGGAUGGUUUCUAGGUUUGAAUGCUAGUAGUUGGGGUUACACCAAUGUUGCUUUCUAGACUCUUUGG